Molecule: messenger RNA, 1878 nt
Organism: Gracilinanus agilis (Agile Gracile Mouse Opossum)
Lineage: Eukaryota; Metazoa; Chordata; Mammalia; Didelphimorphia; Didelphidae
Gene: MESD
Product: mesoderm development LRP chaperone
Exons: 3
Coding region: 33-695 (220 amino acids)
Biological process (GO): protein folding
Molecular function (GO): low-density lipoprotein particle receptor binding
Source: RefSeq, a predicted model, not a curated record
UGCUCGUCCCGCCGCUCGGUUCCUCCCAGAAGAUGGCGGCCUUCAGAUGGCAGCUCCUGGCGCUGGCAUUGUUCUUUACUUCUGAUCUGCUGUUGUGUCUGAUCUCUGCGAACGAGGACACGAAGACCACGGCCCAGCCGCCUCCUCCUCGGAAGAAGAAGGACAUUCGCGAUUACAACGAUGCGGACAUGGCACGGCUGCUGGAGCAAUGGGAGAAAGAUGAUGACAUAGAAGAAGGGGACCUUCCAGAACAUAAAAGACCUUCAGCACCAAUAGAUUUCUCUCAAAUUGAUCCAGGCAAACCAGAGAGCAUAUUGAAAAUGACAAAAAAGGGAAAAACCCUUAUGAUGUUUGCAACAGUGUCAGGAAAUCCCACAGAAAAGGAGACUGAAGAAAUAACCAGCUUAUGGCAGGGGAGUCUUUUCAAUGCCAACUAUGAUGUUCAAAGGUUUAUUGUUGGGUCAGAUCGUGCUAUCUUCAUGCUUCGAGAUGGCAGCUAUGCUUGGGAGAUCAAAGACUUUUUGAUAAGCCAAGAGAGAUGUGCUGAUGUAACUGUGGAGGGGCAGGUAUAUCCUGGCAAAGGAGGAAGUAAAUUAAAAAAUAAAACAAAGCCAGAGAACAAGAAAAAGGAGGGAGAUAAAACUAGGUCCUUUAAAGAAGACAAUCGAGCCUCAAGGCAGAGAGAUGAUCUAUGACAAACAUAUUAAUGGAACUUUGAAAGGAGCAAUUAGGAAGACAUCAGCAUUUUUACAGUAACUUGAGGAUUGGGGAAUUACAAACAAUACAACCGAUUACAUUUAUUUCUGUGAAAUUCUCAGUUGGGGUUAGGUGAGUCAUCAGGGAUUAUGAUGUUUAAAAGACUUCAGUGUAAAGAUGGAAGUUUACUUAUUAAAUUUGAGUUGUUUUUAGCCACAGGAAAGUUAAUACUUAAAAUCACUUUAAACUGUGACAUAUUUAUGCUUCUGUUUAAAAUUGACAGGUCACUUGUCCAUUGUGGACUUUCCUCCAUUAUAAACAAGUAAAAACAAGGUCAUCACUGUUAAAAGAAUACUUUUCCUGUCCUAAAAAGAACUACUAGAAAUCUUUCAAGCCAGUUGGGCUUUUUUGUGGUUAGGAAAAAAGAUGUGUUAGAAGGUUAUGUUCACAUGAGCCAUUAAGACUUUAUUGACUCAAUUAAGUGAAAUUCUUAAUGCUAGAUACCCCUUUCAUUAUAUUGCUGAGAAACUGUUGAGAUUUAAAAAGUGUUAUAGAAGGAAUUCAUUGGGCUUACAUUCUUGGGAACUGGUUCUGGAGCUUCUAAAAGGUUUUAUAUAGGAGAGUAAAGGUUCACAUUUGUUCAAAGAAUCCAGGAGUGAGUAGAUUACUACUGAUUUGUUAGAAAAGAGGAAAAAAAAAUGUUAAAGCCUUGCAGUUUCUGGUCAAAGUAUAGGAAAGGUUUCUCUUAAUUCUGUUUAAUUUUUAUUUUUUUGUUGAAAAGAUGAUGGUCUAGGGUCAGUAUUGUCUGGACUGCCAAUGUUCAUGCAUAUGCUUUUCUUGUUUCCUCAGCAUUUAGAAAAGUAACUUUAAAGAUUUGUCAUAAUAAUUAAUGAGCAUUUGUAUUUUUACAAAAUUGGGCAGCCUUUUUAGAAGUUUGUAAAUAUUCAUGAACAGCAAAGUCCAUUCCAGCAUUCAGCACAGUAUUGGAUUAUUUCAUUUGUUCCUAAAAUGAUUGAUUUUUAAAAGUGCCUAAUUCUCUUUUCAUGAUUUUGUUUUGUAUGGUACUUACAUGGUACUUUGUUAUUGACUGGCUUUGCUUUAAUUGCCUGCUCAUGAAUGAGUUGUGAAAUUUAUAUACAAUUGUAAUUUUUAAGAAUUAAAAUUAUUUGAAAAAUCUGAAAA